Synchiropus splendidus (mandarinfish) is the source of this 5361-nucleotide messenger RNA. RefSeq names its product multiple EGF-like-domains 6b (gene megf6b). Gene Ontology annotation, molecular function: protein binding; calcium ion binding. The transcript is spliced from 38 exons. NCBI's taxonomy places the organism in Eukaryota, Metazoa, Chordata, Actinopteri, Syngnathiformes, Callionymidae. The record is from RefSeq and is a predicted model, not a curated record. The coding region runs from base 208 to 4992 and encodes 1594 amino acids.
CAUCUGUGCGCUCGAAGCUUCGGCGCUCUUGCGCACAGACUCCGUUGGAAACCUGAGCUCACCUUUGCGCGUCGCGUUCGCUUUUGUCCUCCUCGCCAUCCGCGAACCUUUGAUAUAUAUAUAUAUUUAUUUGGCUUUUGUUCAGAAGCAAUGGUGCUCGUGAGCAAGCCAUUCUCGUGUUAAAAAUCGAAUGAAGACCACUGGAAAAUGGACAUCCUGGUGUUUUCUCUUCUCUUGCUGUUUGUCAAAGAGGCGCACGGAUUCCGUUAUGGCAUCGGCACCAGUCUGCAGUCAUAUAUGCCAAACGUGUGCAUGGAGAGGGAGGUGACGUUGGUAGCCCAGAGGCAGCCGUGUGUGCAGGCCUUCACACGUAUGGUUAAAGUGUGGAAGCAAGGCUGUGUUGGACAGUCGUGGUGCACUGGCUACGAGAGAAGGACGGCGUAUUACACAGCGUACAGACAAGUGUACCGGCAGGAUUAUCAGACUGUGUACAAGUGCUGCCCAGGAUGGUCGCAACUCAACGGAGAAGCUGGCUGUCUUUAUCCUGUCUGCAGCUAUGGAGUUUGCUUCAAUGGCGGUCAGUGUCGAGCGGGAUCGAGCCAAUUAUGUGACUGUCCUGCUGGAUUCAAUGGUCCGAGCUGUCAGUACGAUGUGAACGAGUGUGAGGAGACCAACGGAGGAUGUGAAGCUCUGUGCUGCAACACCAUCGGAAGCUUCUACUGCCGCUGUACCGCUGGACUAAAUCUGAAGGAGGACGGGAAAACUUGUGAAGAUAUUGACGAAUGCCAGGUCCACAAUGGAGGCUGCCAACACAGAUGCAUCAACACCAGAGGCUCCUACUACUGUGAAUGCCACCCGGGCUCGCGCCUGCACGUGGACGGACGCACCUGCCUCGCCGUCCAUUCUUGUGCCAUCAGUAACGGCGGAUGUGAGCACUACUGCGUGCAGCAGUCAGCCGCUCAUUUCCGCUGCUGCUGCAAACCCAAUUACGUCCUGGUGGAGGAUGGCAAGCAUUGCAAACUGCAGGAUCCCUGUGGAGAGCAGAACGGCGGCUGUAUGCACCAAUGUCACGCCGACGGAGGAAGGGCUCACUGCGACUGCAGGCCUGGCUACAUCCUGGCGGAGGACGGACGAACCUGUGAAGAUAUCGACGAGUGUCUGGCAGAUGAGGCCCCCUGCGCUCACGGCUGCCACAACACUCUGGGCUCGUUCGCCUGCGUCUGUAACGCCGCCUAUGAGCUGGGAUCCGAUGGGAAGCAGUGUUACAGAAUCGAGAUGGAGAUCGUCAACAGCUGCGAGAGCAACAACGGCGGCUGCUCGCAUCACUGCGAGCAUUCGUCCAGUGGCCCGGUUUGCUCCUGUAAGCAGGGUUUCCGGCUGGAGGAGGAUUUUAAAACCUGCACUGACGUGGAUGAGUGCGGCGAGCGGAGCUCCUGCUGUGAGCAAGACUGCACCAACUACCCCGGCGGGUACGAGUGCUACUGCUCAGCUGGCUACAGACUGAACUCAGAUGGAUGCAGCUGUGACGAUGUUGAUGAGUGUCUGGCAGCAAAUGGCGGCUGCGACCACUCGUGUCAGAACAGCGCUGGCUCUUUCCAGUGUUUCUGCCGACGGGGUUUCCGCCUGGAAGAUGAUCGGCAGUCCUGCAUCCCUCUGGAAGAGGCCGUGGAAGCUCUCUCUGGGGGGAGUGCUUACGAGCUGCCCCUCAUUCAGCCUCAGCUCACGCUGCUGCAGGACUACAGUCAGCCUCUGGAGCGCUUCGACGACUACGAGGACGACGAGGGGGAGCUGAGGGCGGAGAGUAACCUGGCGGAAAAGUUCGUGUGCUUGGACGACACUUUUGGAAACGACUGCAGUCUGACGUGUGACGACUGCUCAAACGGCGGCAAGUGUAACCAGUGGAGCAAUGGCUGCGACUGCCCCGAUGGAUGGACCGACAUCCUCUGCAACCAGACAUGCCGUGAGGGGUAUUUUGGUAAAAACUGCUCUUUCCCCUGUAAGUGUAAGAAUGGGGCCACCUGUGAUCCGGUCACUGGGAGCUGUCGCUGCCCCCCCGGGGUCAGUGGGGAGCUGUGCCAAGAUGGUUGUCCAAAGGGCUUUUAUGGGAAACAGUGCAACAAGAAGUGCAACUGUGCCAACAACGGACGCUGCCACAGGACGUACGGGGCGUGUCUUUGUGACCCGGGACUCUAUGGCCGUUUCUGCCACCUACCGUGUCCAAAGUGGACCUACGGGCCGGGCUGCUCAGAGGAGUGUCGCUGUGUUCAGAGGAACACGCUGGAGUGUCACCGACGUCACGGCACCUGCACCUGCAAACCCGGUUACCACGGCAACACUUGUAAGGAGGAGUGUAACCCGGGUCGCUUCGGGCCGGGCUGUGAGAAGAAGUGUGCUUGUCCGGACGGCGUGUCAUGUGACCAUGUGACCGGGGAGUGUCAGCCAAAGUGCCCCGCUGGCCGCCACGGCAGUCGCUGUGAUCAAGACUGUCCAGACGGGACGUUCGGACUGAGCUGCGUCCACGCCUGCAACUGCACCGGUGCACCAUGUGACCCUGUCAGUGGGCGCUGCCAGUGUCCGGCUGGAACGUCUGGGAAGCACUGUGAGAGCUUGUGCCCGGAUGGCUUCUGGGGUCUCGGCUGCACGGAGGUCUGUCCACUCUGUGAAAACGCUGGCGUCUGUGACAAACACAACGGCUCCUGCCGCUGCCCCCCGGGGCUUCUGGGGACCCUGUGCCAGCACCCGUGCCCGAGUGGCCGCUUCGGCCAAGGGUGCCACAUGAAGUGUGUGUGUGAGAACAAUGCUCGCUGCGACGCAGUGACUGGACGCUGCACCUGCGCCCCGGGCUGGACUGGACACAACUGCAGGAAAGCGUGUGAUUCAGGACACUGGGGAGUCGACUGCGUGGAAGCCUGCGACUGCAGAAACGGCGCCGGCAGCUGUGACGCGGUGACGGGCCAGUGCAACUGUGAGGCGGGCUACACGGGCCAUCGCUGCCACCACAAGUGCCAGGAGGGGACCUUUGGUCUGGGCUGUCGUCACAGGUGUCAGUGUGACAACCAGGCCUUGUGUGACCACGUGAGUGGCGCCUGCACCUGCCAGGUGGGCUGGACCGGAACCUUCUGUGAAAAAGCGUGUCCCCAGGGCUUCUUCGGCCUGGACUGUCAGGAGAAGUGUCUCUGCCACAACGGCGCCACCUGCAACCCGGUCAGCGGCGCCUGCUCCUGCCCGGCAGGCUGGAUCGGCCCCUACUGCGACCUGACCUGCCCGCCGGGCUCCUACGGGGAGGCUUGUAACCAGACCUGUAGCUGCCAUCACGGCGGCCUCUGCCACCCAGCCAGCGGCCUGUGCGCGUGCACACCCGGCUGGACCGGAGCUGACUGCACAGAAGAAUGCCCCGCUGGGUUUCACGGUGCCGACUGCCGGCACCGCUGCCUGUGUCAGAAUGGAGCCACCUGCGACCGACAAAGUGGAGCCUGCUCCUGCGCCAGAGGGUGGACUGGAGUCGCCUGUGAGACUGAGUGUGAACCGGGGAAGUUCGGGAGCGACUGCCAGCAGCUGUGUGAGUGUGAGAACGGCGGCCAGUGCGACAAAGAGACGGGCCGCUGCAGCUGCGGCGCCGGCUGGACCGGAGCACGCUGCGAGAAAGCAUGUGACCCAGGCCUGUUCGGUGCCGGCUGUGAGGAGAGCUGCCAGUGUGUCCGGGGCGCCACCUGCCACCACGUGACCGGCGAGUGUCAGUGUCCUCCAGGCUGGAGGGGGAAGCUCUGUGACAAAGCCUGUCUGCCAGGUUCCUUUGGCCAAAGUUGCCAGCAGCAGUGCACCUGCUCUCCGGGAGUCUCCUGCCAUCACGUCAGCGGGCAGUGCGGCUGCCCUGCAGGGGCGACCGGGUCCGGCUGUGAGCAGACAUGUCUUCCAGGAACCUAUGGCCAGAACUGCAACCAAGUGUGUCAGUGUUCAGAGACCAACCAACUGUGCCACCCGGUGUCCGGGCUCUGUUAUUGCGCUCCAGGAUUUCAUGGCCCCAGAUGCUCCCAGAUCUGUGGCGCCGGUCAAUAUGGUCCCAACUGUGAGCGAGAGUGUGCCUGUGAGAACGGAGGUGGGUGUGUUGCCGCCAGCGGCGUCUGCCAGUGUCCGGCAGGAUUCAUCGGCGCUCGCUGCAACAUCACAUGUCCUCGGGGGCGCUAUGGAGCCGACUGUGCUCAGGUGGCCCGGUGUGGAGACGGAGGGAACCACCCUGUGACGGGACAGUGCGUGUGUCCACCUGGACGCCGAGGGGACCACUGUGGACAAAGCUGCCCUCCGGGGUGGUUCGGUCCAGACUGUGCGCAGCGCUGCAACUGCAGCAACGGAGGCAUGUGUGAGUCUGUGAACGGUACCUGCAGCUGCACUCUGGGCUGGACGGGUCAGCACUGCGACACAGAGUGUCCCGCCGGCAGGUUCGGUGCCGACUGUCAGCUGAGCUGCGAGUGUCGGAACAAUGGCACCUGCGACCGAGUGACGGGGGCCUGUCAGUGUGGGCCCGGAUAUUACGGCCACAUGUGUCAACAUGCGUGUCCCCCUGGUUUCCACGGGCCGCAGUGUCAGCUGCCGUGCGACUGCAUGAACGGCGCCUCCUGUCAUCCGGGGACGGGCCAGUGCGUGUGUCCCGCCGGGCUCACUGGGUCUCGCUGCCAGAGAGUGUGUGACCACGGCAGCUUCGGCCUCGGCUGUGAGAGGCUCUGCAACUGCCAGGACGACUCGCCAUGUGACCCGGUGACUGGGCGGUGCGUCUGCCCAGCAGGGAAGACCGGACCCCGCUGUGAGUUUGACUGCAGAGUGAAUCGCUUUGGACCCGACUGCUCCCUGAGCUGCGAGUGUGAGAACGGCGGGCAGUGUGACCGCAGGAACGGCCGAUGCAGCUGCCGGCCGGGUUGGACCGGACACUCCUGUGAAGAAGGUGGAUCUCCAGAACUCAGCAGCAGCAGGGGCGGCCCAGAUGACAACUCAUUAUAGCACCCGCCCCCUCCUCGCCGGAGAGAAGCUUUCUUUGAACCGCUGCUGGGAGGAUGCAGCCACAGCGUCUUCCACAGACUGAGGAGAUCAUGGAUGCCACAUUCGGAAACAACCUUCGAGACAAAGUGCCUUGAACUGUCUCCGCCUCACUUUCGGCCUCUGACCUCUCGUGGUGGUCCUGUAAAUAACUAGUGCACAGUUUUGUACCAAAAGUCAUGCAUUACUUGGAGGUAUAUUUUGAGUCAAACCUGGACCUGUGUGAACCUGCAUCCAUGGCUUGUGUAUAGAUGGCUUGAUAUUUAUAUUUUUUACUGUCGAACGUUUGAAACAGCGAUGGUGUGUGAAUCAUUAAAGCAACAGCGCUGACGU